ACACCAUCAAGCACCUAAUCGUUAUUUUUUACAAGUCUGAGGAUAAGGAAUGAUGAACAUGAGUGAGGUAAGUCACCAAAGGAUCAAAACAAAUGAUAUAUGGAUGCACAUAGCAGAACAAGGGACAGGGCCUCUCGUGCUUCUUCUCCAUGGCUUCCCCGAAAUAUGGUACUCGUGGCGCCAUCAAAUUGGUUACUUGGCUAAACAUGGCUACCAUGUGGUUGCACCAGAUAUGAGAGGCUAUGGUGACACCGACUCACCUCUCACUCCUAGCUCCUACUCUCCUCUUCACCUUGUUGGAGACCUUGUUGGCCUUCUUGACCAUUUUGGUCAACAACAGGCAUUUGUGGUGGGACAUGACUAUGGAGCUAUAGUUGCCUGGCAUCUGAGUCUGUUCCGGCCUGAUAGAGUCAAGGCAUUGGUUGCACUAUCUGCUCCUUACUUUGAAACAUCUUCAAGUAUCAGGAGUAUUGAAUCUUUCAGGCAAGGAUUUGGUGAUGGAUGUUAUGUUUGUCAGUUUCAGGAACCAGGAAGGGCAGAAAGAUCUUUUGCGAGAUAUGACUAUUUGACAGUGAUGAAGAAGUUCCUGCUGUAUAACAAGACAGAUUAUCUGGUAGCUCCACCUGGGAUGGAGCUUAUAGAUUAUCUGGAGACACCAGCAGUAUUGCCACCAUGGAUAACUGAGGAGGAUCUCCAAGUCUAUGCUGAAAAGUUUGAGGAAUCUGGUUUCACUGGUGCUCUCAAUUAUUUUCGAGCCAUUGAGUUGUACUGGGAGCUACUGGGACCAUGGCAAGGGAAAAGGAUAGAUGUUCCAGCAAAGUUCAUUAUAGGUGACAAAGAUAUUGGUUUUGAUGCUCUGGGCACCGGAGAAUAUGUGAAAGGAGAUGUUUUCAAGAGUCUGGUACCGAACCUGGAAGUCGUAAUCUUAGAUGGUGGUCACCACUUUAUCCAGCAAGAGAAACCUCAAGAAGUCUCCCACGAAAUUCUCUCCUUCAUAAGCAAAUUUUCUACAGAAAAGUUUCACUUAGUCUGAAUAAGAUUUUCAGUAUUUAAAAAAUGUAUGAGAUUCUUGAUCUGUUUUAGAUUGAUGAACGAGCACAAAACUUACAUGGUUUGCCCAG
Messenger RNA from Fragaria vesca subsp. vesca, 1121 nucleotides. Its product is annotated as bifunctional epoxide hydrolase 2-like. The coding region runs from base 50 to 1033 and encodes 327 amino acids. Lineage: Eukaryota; Viridiplantae; Streptophyta; Magnoliopsida; Rosales; Rosaceae. Gene Ontology annotation, molecular function: hydrolase activity. The record is from RefSeq and is a predicted model, not a curated record. The transcript has 4 exons.